AUGGCAAAGUCAACUAUUACUCUGGCCUCUGGCAAGGAAAUGCCCCUCGUGGGCUUCGGCUUGUGGAAGGUCCCCAAAGAAACUGCUGCCGAUACAGUCUACAAUGCUAUCAAAGCAGGAUACAGAUUGUUCGAUGGCGCCUACGACUAUCAGAACGAAAAGGAAGCUGGCGAGGGCAUCCGUCGCGCCAUUGCCGACGGCCUCGUAACCCGCGAUCAGAUCUUCAUCACUACUAAGCUAUGGAACAACUAUCACCGCCGGGAGCACGCGCUUGCCAUGGCCAAAAGACAAAAUGAGACCUGGGGUCUUGGUUAUAUUGACCUGUUCCUGAUGCAUUUCCCCUGCGCGUUGAAGUAUAUCGACCCCGCCGUGCGCCAAUACCCGGCCUGGUGGAUGGAUGAUGCCGGUACCGUCGAAACUGACAAGGUUCCCAUCCGCGAAACAUGGGAGGCUAUGGAGGAGAUCGUGGACAACGGUAUCGCUCGCAGCAUUGGCGUCAGCAACUUCCAGGCGCAAUCUAUCUACGAUAUCCUUAGCUAUGCCCGCUACCCACUUUCCUCCCUGCAGAUCGAGCACCACCCGUACCUCGUGCAGCCCGAGCUUGUCCAGGUCGCUCAAGAGAAUGGCAUUGCCGUCACCGCGUACUCCAGCUUUGGGCCUCAGUCCUUCGUCGAACUGCCCGCGCAGUUCUCAGAGAAGGCCAAGCAUAUUCCUUUGCUCUUUGAUGCUGAGCCGGUUAAGGUGCUUGCCGCUAAAUAUAUCGUGACGCCUGCGCAGGUUCUUCUGCGAUGGGCAACCCAGCGCAACGUUGCCGUUAUCCCCAAGUCAAACAACCAGUCGCGUCUUGCGCAGAACUUGGAUGUCUUGGGAUUCGAUAUGACUGCUGAUGAGCUCAAGUCUAUCGCCGCAUUGGAUAAGGGUCUGCGCUUCAACGACCCUGGUCACUACUUGCCCAAGCACCCGAUUCGCAUCUUUGCUUAG
Messenger RNA from Penicillium daleae, 981 nucleotides. RefSeq lists its product as uncharacterized. The transcript is spliced from 4 exons. Bases 1 to 981 code for a protein of 326 amino acids. NCBI's taxonomy places the organism in Eukaryota, Fungi, Ascomycota, Eurotiomycetes, Eurotiales, Aspergillaceae. The record is from RefSeq and is a predicted model, not a curated record. Gene Ontology annotation, cellular component: cytosol. Gene Ontology annotation, molecular function: aldose reductase (NADPH) activity.